AAAUAUUGACCAGCAAUAGUAAGUGGAGUGUUCGGCCAUUAAUGGCCGAUGAAGGAGACGGCGAACUGCUACAAUCAACUCCAGACCAGUAAGAUUGAGUAAAAUGCAGUGAAGAAAAAGAAUUUGCAGAGAACGACUCUUCUUCUCGAACCUCUGAAGUGUGCGUUCUGAAUCUGGAGGAGGAGCUCUUAUGGAAGCCGGGUCGAGCAACAAUCCGCCAGGCAAGGCCGAGAAGAAGAAGGAAGGAGGUGCCAAUGGAAACUCGAGACUGGGUUCUAUGUUACCCAGGAUCGACCCAUUUGUGCCUCGGAAGGACCAUAACCCGGGAGAGUUGAGAUCGUGGGCUAAAAAAACUGGUUUUGUCUCAGAUUUCUCAGGAGAGACGAGUACGAGUGCCAGUGAGCAAUUCAGUUCCAGGUUUGAUCUGGAGAAGGGUGUUGAUCACAGAGGAGGCGGGUCAUCUCCAAAAAUCGAGAUCGAUCCAAUUCUCGGCCGGACCAGACGAGGAACCGAAAUUGAACCGGACUCGGGUUCUGGACCCGGACGUGGAGUAAGGAAGAAGGAGAAUGGAGGUAUUUUGGGGGUUAGAGAUGGAACAGCAAGAGAUGAGAACGAGAGGAGAGGCACCGUAAACGAGCCUGUUUUGGGUCCUAAAGAGGACGAAAGGAACGUCAAUGGAACUAGACAUGCGAAUGGAAUUUCUCGAAUUGGGAAUCAAAAUGCCAAUAGAGGAAUAAUGAAUGGGAAUCAAAUUGCCCCGGGGAACGGACACGAAGUCCCUAUGGUCACUCCUUCAGUUGCGGGGGACCUGAAAAUUGAGGAUGAAAAAGCUGAAAGAGAUAUAGAAGACGGGUUGUCUCCGGAAGGAGCGGAACCCGGUCAUGGCGGGUGGAGUAGACAGUCUCGACUGAAACAUGGGCUUAGAGAUAAUCCGGGUUAUGUGCCACUUGUAUAUUAUGGCUUGCAGCACUAUUUGUCAUUGGUGGGUUCAAUUGUAUUCAUCCCCUUGAUCAUGGUUCCUGCUAUGGGGGGAACGGAUAAAGAUACUGCCACAGUUAUUUCGACAAUGUUGCUAAUAACUGGAGUUACAACAAUCCUUCACUCCUACUUUGGUACCCGGCUUCCAUUGGUUCAAGGGAGUUCUUUUGUGUAUUUGGCUCCCGCACUGGUCAUAAUUAAUGCUCGGGAGUUUCGAAAUCUCACAGAACAUAAAUUUAGGCACAUAAUGAGAGAACUGCAAGGGGCUAUAAUUGUUGGAUCAUUAUUCCAAAGCAUCUUGGGAUUAAGCGGUUUGAUGUCCCUUCUGUUAAGAUUGAUUAACCCAGUUGUGGUUGCCCCAACAGUUGCUGCGGUAGGUUUAGCAUUCUUCAGUUAUGGUUUUCCACAAGCUGGCAGUUGUGUGGAAAUCAGCAUUCCCCAGAUAUUUUUGGUUCUUCUAUUUACCUUGUAUCUCCGAGGAAUUUCUGUCUUUGGACAUCGCUUAUUUCGGAUUUAUGCGGUUCCUUUAAGCGUCAUGAUCAUAUGGAUCUAUGCAUUAUUUUUGACGGCAGGAGGAGCAUAUAAUUACAAAGGUUGCAAUCCUGAUGUACCAACAUCAAACAUGUUGAUUGAUUCAUGUAGGAAGCAUGCAUCUACAAUGAGGCAUUGCAGGACUGAUGUCUCUAAUGCAUGGAGAACUGCUGCAUGGGUCAGAAUUCCCUACCCUUUACAGUGGGGAGUCCCUAUCUUCCAUAUGAGGACUUCCCUGAUCAUGAUCUUUGUGUCAUUAGUUGCAUCAGUGGAUUCGGUUGGAACAUAUCACACUGCAUCCAUUUUAAUCAAUUCAAAGCCUCCGACCCCAGGAGUUGUCAGCAGAGGGAUUGCAUUGGAAGGCUUCUGCAGUAUGUUAGCUGGACUUUGGGGUUCAGGUACAGGAUCAACUACUUUAACAGAAAAUGUGCAUACCAUCAACACAACGAAGAUAGCUAGUCGAAGGGCUGUCGAACUGGGUGCAGCUUUCCUAGUUCUCUUCUCAUUUGUAGGAAAAGUAGGUGCUAUUCUUGCUUCUAUACCGCAGGCCUUAGCUGCUGCUAUUUUGUGCUUUAUGUGGGCCCUUAUUGUGGCACUGGGUCUCGCAACUUUGCAAUACAGCCAAACAGCAAGUUUUAGGAACAUAACAAUAGUUGGUGUCUCCUUGUUUCUUGGUUUAUCCAUUCCUGCCUAUUUUCAGCAAUACCAGCCUGAAUCCAGUUUGAUACUGCAAAGCUAUUUUGUUCCUUAUGCAGCAGCAUCAAAUGGACCAAUCCACAGUGGUGGUAAACAGUUUGACUUUGCAAUGAAUGCAUUAAUGUCUUUAAACAUGGUGGUGACCUUUUUGUUGGCAUUUAUCCUGGACAACACUGUCCCAGGCAGCCGGCAAGAACGAGGGGUGUAUAUAUGGUCAAGGGCUGAAGACAUGGCAAUUGAUCCAGCUAUGCAAGCAGACUAUUCCUUGCCAAGAAAAGUAGCUCGGUUCUGUUCAUCUCAUUGCCAACCCCGCUACUUCCUCAACCAAAUCCAACGGCCAAUUACCUCCCACUUCAUCCAAAACCUUAACUAG
Carica papaya (papaya) is the source of this 2578-nucleotide messenger RNA. Its product is annotated as Xanthine/uracil permease family protein. The record is from RefSeq and is a predicted model, not a curated record. Gene Ontology annotation, molecular function: transmembrane transporter activity. Gene Ontology annotation, cellular component: membrane. NCBI's taxonomy places the organism in Eukaryota, Viridiplantae, Streptophyta, Magnoliopsida, Brassicales, Caricaceae. Gene Ontology annotation, biological process: transmembrane transport.